GCUGAUGGCUAUUGCCGAGGUGAAAGCGUGGCCGUGGUGGUUCUCAAGCAGCUUUCCGAUGCCAUCAGAGAUAACGACAACGUCCUCGGCGUCAUCGUGGGGUCUGCAGCCAACCAGAACCACAAUUACAGCCAUGUUACGGUACCGCAUUCAGCCUCUAAAUAGACUUGUACCAGAAGGUGAUGCAGCUCGGUGGCGUUGAGCCGGUAUCCGUGUCCUACGUUGAGGCUCAUGGUACCGGUACCGGGGUUGGCGAUCCGGUCGAGGUCCGCAGUAUCCGCGACGCCUUUGGCGGCCCUCAAAGAGAUAACCUCCUACACUUUGGUUCCAUCAAGGGCAAUAUCGGACACACCGAGGCUACUGCCGGUGUCGUCGGCCUGAUCAAAGUUCUGCUGAUGAUGAAGCACGGAAAGAUCCCCGCGCAGGCGAGCCACAACGCACUGAAUCCCAAAAUCCCUCCGUUUGAUCAGGACCAGAUGGCGAUACCUCGAAACACGUUACCCUGGAACCCUCCGUUCCGUUUGGCAUGUGUCAACAGCCACGGUGCGGCUGGCAGUAACUCGGCCGUCAUGAUUCGCGAGAAGCCAUCUUCAGGCACUCCAGCAAGCCCUGUGCAUCUUUCGAAAUAUCCACUCUUUGUUUCGGCUGGCUCCGCGAGCAGUCUCUCCAUCAAUAUCCAGGACCUUGAGUCGACGCUUCAAGCAGCGUCAUCAUAUGGCUCAGGCAUACAAACAGCUGCAGAGCCCAAGCCUGUGGUUCUUGUAUUCGGAGGUCAGGAGAGUAACUUCAUCGGCCUUUCGGACGACAUCUACCGUUCCUCCAAAGUGUUCCGUUAUCACCUCGAUUUUUGCAACGACCUUCUCAUCUCCAGGGGGCUGGAAAGCUUCUACCCCUCCAUAUUCCAAACAGUGCCAGUAAGAAACCUGACGACUCUGCACUCGGCCCUUUUUGCUAUCCAAUAUGCUUCCGCUAAGGCGUGGAUGGAUUGUGGACUCAAGAUCAGCGCAGUUGUUGGUCACAGCUUCGGUCAGCUCACUGCAUUAUGCAUCUCAGGCGCAUUGUCUCUCCCUGAUGCAUUGGCAUUGGUCGCAGGAAGAGCGUCCAUUAUGAUGAAGCACUGGGGUCCUGAGCCAGGAUCAAUGAUGUUCUUGCAGGCUGACCGUCAGACCGUCGACCAAGUUAUUCGGUCACUAAGGACUCAGCACGGCGACCACUAUGUUGAGGUUGCUUGCUAUAACGGUCCGAGGAGCCAUGUUGUGGUGGGCUCUUCCAAGGCUGUCGAUGCCCUGGAGCAGCAUGUUGCAAAUACGCUGCUUCUUCGGGAUUCGGUUCGCACCAAGAGACUCAAAGUCACACAUGGUUUCCAUUCCAAAUUUACCGAGUCAAUGCUGCCACAUCUCACUGCUUUGGCCAAGGAAUUGGUGUGGAAAAGCCCAAGCCUCCACCUCGAGACUUGUGAUGACCAUACAAGACGUCCCGUCUUCUUCCAACGAGCGAUAGAAAGGCUCGCCAAGCGGUUCCCGCAGAGCACAUGGAUAGAAGCAGGCCGCAGGUCGUCGGUCAUCCAGCUCGUCAAAGGUUCCGUGCCAGAUUCUCAGUGCCAUGCAUUCCUAUCUCCUCAGCUCACUUCAUCCAAUGGGCAAGGAUCUCUCGCGGACGUGACCAUUGAUCUCUGGAGAAACGGGUACGCAACACAAUACUGGGCAAUCCACAGAGAUCAGAAGCCAGAGUAUGGGUAUCUAAGCCUGCCACCGCACCAAUUCGAGAAGACGCGGCACUGGCUUCCAUUCACGGGUCGAGGUCUUGAGGAGGAGGCGAAGUCUGAUGCCGCCAUGUUGGGCGGACACGUCAUGGCUGGGCAAACGCUCGCUCCGGCAUCGUUAUAUUUCGAGGUUGUCGCCCGCGCGGCCUUGUUCCUUCAAAAAGACACCGAAGCGAAGAAAUACGUGCCCACUGUCAAUGACCUUUUGAUGAAGUCUCCAAUUGGCCAAGAUACAACAAAAGAGAUCAUGCUCACGUUGAAGCGCCUCGAGGAUGUACGUCCCUCUUGGCCCUUUUCCAUGACCACUCAGGCCACCGGGGGCCCUAUCGCCGCACCCUUUGAACAAUCUACUGGCAGAGUGUGCCUCAAGAAGCGUGAUGAUGCGCAGGCCGCCCAAGAGUUCAAGCGAUUCGAGUCUCUGACAGGCCACCGCCGGUAUGAGGAGCUGUUAAAUCAUCCCGAUGCCGAGAAGAUACAAGGAAAUCACAUAUAUCGUGCUUUCAACACCGUCGUCCACUAUGGUGAAGCUUUCCGAGGCAUCAAGCAAGUAGCCUGUGUGCGCAUGGAAGCCGCUGGUAAGGUGGCCAUUACUCCGAACACAAACGACCCAGCCGACCAACGCCUCUGCGAUACCCCCAUGACCGAUAGCUUCAUGCAGUUCGCCGGGUUCGUGGUGAACUACUUCAACAACCCAAGCAUGGAAGAUGUUCUGGUUUGCAUGAAGAUAGAGCAUAUUGAAAUGGGCGGGGGCUUCAAUCCAGACGCGAAAGAGUGGAUCGUUUACUCCAACAUGAGCGAGGGCGGCGAGGCGGAUGCGUCGUCAGAUGCCUACGUCUUUGAGGCCGCAAGCAAGAAGAUGGUCAUGGCGGCGUUCGGCUUCCGCUUUUCCAAGAUGCCGCAGGCGUUACCUGCCCGCAUGCUGAAGAGCGUCAACAAGUCUGGGGUGGCAAACACAACCCUGGAGAAGCCUGUGGUUCAUGCGGUUGACAAAUCAACUGCUCCUGCCGUUCCAGCCGUUCCGACCAGGAAGUCUUCCAGCAAGCGCCCAGAACUCCGUCAGGUCCUAAGUAGUGUUACCGACAUCCCGCUCGAGGAGCUAAGGGACGAUUCGACGCUCGAUGAACUUGGGAUCGACUCGCUCAUGGCCACCGAGGUCCUCAAUGACAUUCGAUCCGUCUUGGGCCUGACGAUAGAUUUGACGAGCUUUCUAUUCUUUCCCAACAUCCAAACCCUCGUCACCCAUGUGGAUGAGAAGUUGGGUGUCGGUGGUGAAGAUGACGGCUUGGAUUCACCACCUUCGCCGAGCACCGAUUCCGGUAUUGCCGAUGUGGGCAUGCCCAACAAAGCCUUGAUCGUUAACCCUGAACCACCCAAUACGGUGAAUCUGAAUCGACCCACCAUCACUUCAGCACUUGAUGCCUUUCAGGAGACGAGGUUCGGAUACGACCAACUGGCCCAAGCCACCCAAGCCCUCGGCUUCUGGGCUCAAGCGUACCCGCACCAGGCGCGACUGGUUCUGGCCUAUGUCGUAGAAGCAUUUACCAAAAUUGGAUGCGACUUAAAGGAGCUGCGGGCUGGCGAUUCCGUUCCUCGAGUUGGAACUUUGGACAAGCAUAAGAAGCUUGUACGCCAGCUUUAUCGCAUCCUCGAGGAUGGGAAGCUCAUUUUAUCUUCGAACCAAGGUUUCUCUCGAACCGACGUCCCUGUUGAUUCCAUCCCUGCCGAAGCUAUCUACCAGCAAAUCAUCGGCCUCUACCCACAGCACGCCAAUGUGAACAAUCUAGUGAGGACGGUUGCGUCUCAGAUGGCCGCGUGCUUAGUCGGCGACAAGGACGGCCUACAGAUAGUCUUCGGCGACAGAGAAACCAAGAAGACGCUGGAAGACAUGUACGAAUUUUGGCCGCUCCUGAGGACGCCCACCCUUCUUCUCGGUGACUUUUUGCUGAAAGCCUUUACCAAUGCGACAGGUAGUGGCAAGUUUCGCAUUCUUGAAAUCGGCGCAGGGACCGGAGGCACAACUCGGUAUAUCGUGAACCACCUGAAGAACCACGGCAUCCCCUUCGAGUACGUCUUCACCGAUAUUUCCGCUUCGUUCGUCGCCGCCGCGAGGAAGCAGUUCAACGGCGUCGACGGCAUGUCGUUCGAGCUCCUCGACGUCGAGAAGCCGCCCAAGGCAGAGUAUGAGAGCGCCUUCCACUGCAUCAUAGCGACCAACUGCAUCCACGCGACGAGAAAUCUGGAUUCGUCGCUUCUUCACCUGCGCAAGAUGCUCCGCGAAGACGGGGCUUUGACGCUGGUCGAGAUCACGAAAAACAUGUUCUGGCUUGACAUCGUCGUCGGCCUCUUCGAAGGGUUUAACGAGGUUUUGUGGACGGACGGUGCUGCGCCUGAGUCCAAGACGGUACGUGUCAUUGGCGCAUUUCCAGCCAAAAAGACGGUCAAGACGGUCAAGGCGGCCUUGGAGACGGUUGUGUACAAGAAAAUAGGAGACCAGGAGAUCCACGCCGAUGUCUACUACCCCGUUGAUGGGGAGUUCCCAAAUAAGAAAAUGCCCGUCGGCUCGAAGCCCCCGGUACCUCUAUUAGUACUCCCGAGCAGCCAUAUCAUUUUCUCCAGAAAGGAUAUUCGACCGGCUCAGACACGCCUUCUGCUCGAGAAAGGCUUUCUCCCGGUUAGCUUGGAUCACCGACUCUGCCCUGAGGUCAGUCUCUCCGAGGGACCGAUGGUGGACGUUUGCGACGCCCUCCACUGGACUCGCAACACGUUGCCUCAUAUCAAACUCAAACGGCCAGGUCUCGAGAUCGACGGCGAUAAAGUGGUAGCGGUGGGCUGGUCGUCGGGCGGACAGCUCGCCAUGUCGCUCGCUUGGACUGCACACCCACGAGGCCUGCGGCCACCGGAAGCCAUCCUAGCCUUUUACUGUGCCACCAACUACGAGGACGAGUGGUGGCGCUGUCCAAUCCAGCCCGUCGGCGCUGAGGACCGGGGCAUCAAAUAUGAUGUGCUUGAAGCCGUCCAAGACGAGCCCAUCACCAAUUACGGCGUCUUAGGCGCCUGGGAGCCGCUCUCCGAUCCCCACAUUCUGACUGACCCGCGCUGCCGCAUCGUACUUCACAUCAACUGGAAGGCCCAAACCCUCCCCGUCAUCCUCGGCGGGCUCGUCAGCAGGAAGAAGGCCGCGGCUCAGUCUUCCGACGUCAAAGACUGGAACCUCCUCCCGCAACCCACGCUCGAUCAAAUCAGGGCCGCCAGCCCACUCGCGCAGAUUCGUCAAGCCAACUACCAGACGCCGACCUUCUUGAUCCACGGCACGGCUGAUGAUCUAAUUCCGUGGCAACAGAGCCGGGGCACGUAUGAGGCCAUGGUCAAUAGGGGCAUUGCGGCCGGCUUGGCACUUGUCGAGGGCGCUCCGCACAUCUGUGACCUGAGCAGCGAUCCCGAGUCGGAGGGUUGGAAGGCGGCUCUUCGAGGAUACGACUUCAUCAGCUCUUACGUGUUCUAA
This is a messenger RNA of Pseudomassariella vexata, 5264 nucleotides long. RefSeq lists its product as uncharacterized. Gene Ontology annotation, biological process: fatty acid biosynthetic process. Gene Ontology annotation, molecular function: hydrolase activity; fatty acid synthase activity; phosphopantetheine binding. NCBI's taxonomy places the organism in Eukaryota, Fungi, Ascomycota, Sordariomycetes, Amphisphaeriales, Pseudomassariaceae. The transcript has 7 exons. The coding region runs from base 183 to 5264 and encodes 1693 amino acids. The record is from RefSeq and is a predicted model, not a curated record.